AUGCAGCCUUGGGAGAAUCCUCAUUUUCACCAGAACCUUAUCCCGGGUGGGGCCCAGCUCAGUGAGCAGCCUCAGCAAACAAGAAGGAUUGUCUAUAAAUUCCUGCAAAGUCUCCUCCAGAAAGACCCUUCACAGGUUGUCAUCACACUUGCCUCCAGUUCAGGUUUGAAGGAACUUCUUUCCUAAACGGCUAUGAAACCAAAUUUCCUUCAGCUCAUUUGCCAGGUGCUUCAAAAAGCAUGCAGCUCCCGAAUGGAUAGACAGAGUGUCCAACAGCUUCUAGGAGUGCUGAAGGAGUCCUGCUUUCUCAAGAUUUGUCUGCCACAGUAUGUGUCUGACAUGUUAACUGAAGCAAUCCCUGCUGUACAUCAUCAGUACCCUUAGCAUAUUAGCAACAUCCUUUCACUUCUUCAGGACCUGAUCAGUAUUUUCCCAGCCAGCUCUGUGCAGAAAAUCUCCAUUCUCUUGACAGUCUUGCCAGCAUCCAUAAAUGCUCUGAGUGCUUCUGGUGUGGACAUCACAGAAGAAACGAAGAAUCUAAAUAAAGUCCAGAUGUUUGUGCAGCACCUGCAAAAAAAAAGACACGAAGGCAUGCUGAGGGCUGACAUCUAUACUCUUAGGCAGCUUCGGACUGAUGGUCAAGAAGAAACAUAUCAUACAAUGGCCAUUUAUGCAACAUACAAUGAGGUGCCCCAUGAUGAGAAACCCUUUCUCUGUCCAAAUAUUGUUAUGGGAAGAUAUGACAGCACCAGCAUUUAUCUUGACACCCAUUUCCAGCUUUUGACAGAAGACUUUGUAAGGCCUUUAAGGGAAAGUAUCUUGGACCUUUUGCAGAGCUUUGAGGACAAAGGUUUGAGAAAGAAAAAAUUUGAUGAUAUUAGGAUCUACUUUGAAAUAUGGAUUAUUACCCCUGCCUGUUCCCCAACUGGAACUGUUUACAAGGCCCAAUUUGAUAAAAAAACAUUGAAGUUUGUACGAUGGCAGAAUUCCAAAUGGUUGCUAUACAGUUUAUCCCUUUCAUUCCCAGGCAUAUACACAUUUCAGAAACAUGGGAUGGUGCGUGUUGGGGGCAAAAGUAGCAGUGAGGUCCUGAAGCAAUUCACCUUGAGGGAGCUGAGGAAGAAAUGUGAAUUUCAGUACAAUUUGCCAAUGCAUCCCUGUAGAGCUUACGCGAAUGUAAAUGCAGAUAUGAAACAGGUUGAGCAGGAGCUCCAUGAGGGAGCGAAGCAUUUAGAAUGCACAACAUACUGAGUUCUGCAUGAGCGCCACUUGGAAGCAUGCAUCGCACCCCAGCACUGGGACAGUCUUGAUGAGUGGUCUGGUAAGAGAGGUGAGGAGUUUUACUACAGUGCUUCACAACACUUAAUGAUUCUGGAGCGACUGGGCCCUGGUGUAACUGUCUUUACUCAGAAUGCUGUAGCGAAUAUAGGGGCUGAGAAUCCAGGGAGAGAGUAGGAGUGGGAAGGUGAAGCAGAAGGUGGCCUUUUGGAGAUCCUGGAGGAGGUUGACCUGAUUCAAGCUGACAGAGUGAUUGAGUGUGAAGAGGCAGCAAAGCCUCAAGGAAGAAAGGAAGAAGAGCACAGAUCUGUUCAUGAACUAGCCAACAUGCUGUUGGCUGUGAAGCUGGAGGACCAGGAAGAAGGAACAGCCCAACCACAACAGAAGACUAUGCAGUGGGAGAUAACUGUGGCCCAGAGGAAGAAAAUUAAACAGAAGAUGAAGGUUGAACUCCGUAAACUGCAUGCAGUGACGGAGUUAGAGGCAAAGGCUAUUUAGGAUCUGUGGCAACUUGACCUGAGCUCCUGCCAGAGGCUUUACAGGCUUUGGCUGCAGACCUAUCAGGGGUUUAUUUGAUGGAGGAUUCUGCAGAAUGAGCAGCAAUAUCAAGCAGCCACAGAAAGGCUGACAGAACUGAGGCUGCAGGAAGAUCUCUGCAUUCUCGAGCAAGCUCAAAUUGUGGGGGUGACAACUCCAGGGGCACAACUGUAUCUAACUUUGAUAUUUAGCACUGAUGCAGGAAUCCAGUCUCUGGCCUUUCUAUGGGAGAUCAGUGACCAAAAAAAGAGAUGAGUGAAAAAUCUUGCUAAUACACAGGAAAAUUUCUAAAACAUGGACCUCCUAUCCUUUCUUUUUCAGUCGCGGCCUAGUGCAAAUGUGUAUGACCAGGCCAAGAACUUCAGUCUGGAAGUCUCUCUCUUUGACUGGUUGGUGAAAGUCAAUUUCCCCUUUGUCUGUCUGAAAUAGCAACACUACAUGCAUCCUGAAAUUGCCUGACUUCUCAGUCCUCGUAUAUACCAGGAGCUGGACAAUCAUCCCUCUGUCCUGAAGUAUGAGACAUAAAAGGGGUCUUACCUCUUCUUUAUGGAACGUGACUUUCCUGAGCAAGAGAUCCACGAAGGAAAAAGCCACCAGAACCACGAGGCCCAGUUUCUAGUGGACCUGUGCAAAAUAUUCUUGUGUCAGGAUUAUCUACCUUCUCAGAUCGCCAUUCUCACUACUUAUACUGGACAGCUUUUCUGUCUGUGUAAGCUCAUGCCAGCCAAGAUCUUUUCAGGUGUGAAGGUUCAUAUAGUAGAUAAAUACCAGGGGGAGGAGAAUGAUACUAUUCCGCUGUCACUUGUGCAGAGCAACAAAGAAGAGAGAACUGGCUUCUUGCAGAUCCCUCAUUGGAUAUGUGUAGCAUUAUCCAGAGCUAAGAAAGGGCUGUAUUGCAUUGGAAAUAUGAGAAUGCUUGGGAAGGUUCCUCUGUGGAGCAAGAUCAUUCAUACCCUUUGGGAGAAAGGUCACAUUUGCCACUUAUUGGUGCUUUACUGUCGAAACCAUCCUGAAACCAAGACACUAGUAUCUACUGCAACAGAAUUCAGCAAGGUCCCAGAAGGAGGCUAUAGCUGUCCCUGUGAAUUUAGGUUGAGUUGUGGACAUAUUUGCCCAAGGACCUGUCACCCAUAUGACAUACAGCACAAAAAGUAUCAGUAUCUGAAGCCUUCUGGAUGGGUGCUUUGUGCAAAUGGGCUUUGCUGUCCACUGUCAUGUUAUGAGCCCUGUGGACCAUGCAUGGUGAUAAUGCAGAAAACUAUUUUUAAGUGUGACCACAUGCAGAUGGCGACCUGCUUCACUCCAGACAGUGAGUUUCCUUGUUGAGAACCUUGCCAGGAAAAGUUGAACUGUGGGCACUCUCGCAACAAAUUCUGUGGGCAGGCAUGCACAGAGCAAUGUCCUGAGCUGGUUAUAGUAGUCACACUGAAAUGUGGCCACAAGCAGCAAGUUAAAUGCUGGAUCACUGAGGAGAUAAAACAUGAGAAGCCCAUGGAAUAUAAAACUAAGUGUUCUGUCAAAACUGGUCAUAUAUGCUCAGGUUCCUGUCAUACCUGCUUUGAAGGAAAAUUUCAUAAGCCAUGUAAAAGCCUGUGCAAGUGCUUCUUGGUUUGCUCUGAAAAGUGUCAGCAGCUUUGUACUACAGAACGCCCUCUCUGUCAGCUGGAAUGUCAAAACCACUGCACCCACAGUAGGUGUAAAAAGAAAUGCAGAGAGAGCUGUCUUCUGUGUGCUGAGCCAUGCGAGUGGUAGUGCCAGCAGUACCAGGGUACCAAACUUUGCUGUGAACCAUGCAGUAGACCUUGCUGCAAUGUACUAUGUGCCAAGCUACUGUGCUGCAGUCAUCCUUUUAUUGGAUUUUGUGGAGAGCCCUGCACAAAGAAGUGCCUUGUUUGUGACCGUGAGGAACUCAUCCUGAUCUUUUCUGGCUUCGAAGAAGACCAAGAUGUACAGCUUGAAGACUGUGGCCGUAUCUUUGAGUCCCAAGGCCUUGACCAUUAAAUGGAAGAAGAUGAUGAUGUCAUCAAGCUGAAGGUAUACCCUAUCUCUUACAUACCCAUCAGAAAGAAUGUGAGAUAUGGCACCAUUGUGAAAAGGUGGCUCAAUGAGAUAGAAAAGGUGAAAAAGAGAAGCCGAGGCCUAGCACAGGAAGCCGAGUCUAAAAGACUGCAGGCUGCACUUGCAGGGAAUGCUGUUCUAUGCAUAGGAGUUCUUAAGUAUCUCAUGCUGCAGGAUAAACUAAAAGCUGAUGAUCUCUCUACAAGGAGUAUAGACUUCUACAAGCGUGUAUCAUACCUAACCAAUUCUAUAAGCAAAAUCGAUGCAAGUGAGAGGAGGAGGCUGAGAAAGCGGCUGGAUGAAGUCCAGGGGUGGCUGGAUAAGUUACAGCUCAGUUUUACAGCACAGGAGCUCUCUGACCUGCAGCCUGACCUGGAAAAGUGCAGAGGGGCAAGUGCAACAAUCGACCCAGCGCUUGCAGCAGAGAUUGCCAGUGCCUGUGAGAUCGUGGAAGGGACAACGAAGUUCACAGAGAAAGAUGAGGGUGCUGCGAAGGCUGACCUGGAGAGGCUUUGCACUGCCUUGCCUGUGUCAGGAUUGGAGCAGGUGCAGAUUGUCAAUGCUAUUGGCUGUCCACCUGGAGACUGGUUCAAGUGCAGCAAUGGGCAUAUCUGUGUGAUUGGGAACUGCGGGGGGACAGCGGAGAGGAGCAAGUGCCCCGAGUGCCACACAGUCAUCGGCGGAACAAACCACGCCAGGUAUAUUUGAUCUGCAUUCAUCAUGUUCAGAAAUAACACCCCCGCCUCUGAGAUGAACUGUGCCACCCACGCAGCCUGGUCUGAGGCGGCCAACGGCCUGCUCAACGCGGGGAGCUGCGCUGGCG
This is a messenger RNA of Nestor notabilis (Kea), 4696 nucleotides long. It is a transcript of the gene ZNFX1, whose product is annotated as zinc finger, NFX1-type containing 1. Gene Ontology annotation, cellular component: nuclear RNA-directed RNA polymerase complex. NCBI's taxonomy places the organism in Eukaryota, Metazoa, Chordata, Aves, Psittaciformes, Psittacidae. The record is from RefSeq and is a predicted model, not a curated record. Gene Ontology annotation, biological process: regulatory ncRNA-mediated heterochromatin formation.